This is a messenger RNA of Trypanosoma brucei brucei TREU927, 336 nucleotides long. RefSeq lists its product as hypothetical. The record is from RefSeq and is a predicted model, not a curated record. Lineage: Eukaryota; Euglenozoa; Kinetoplastea; Trypanosomatida; Trypanosomatidae. The transcript has a single exon. Bases 1 to 336 code for a protein of 111 amino acids.
AUGAGUGUUGGGAAAUUUAAACGGUCAAAUGGAGAACCCGCUUUCGCACAAGUGUGCGCGGUGCCAAGCAUACCGGCACUGCUGCGGCCGCAGUUUGAAGUCAUUCGUGAGGAGAAUAUCGAGGCUCUGAAUCGUCGCAUGGGACGUACCGAAGCCUCUCGGAUGGAAGCGGAAAAGAUCAAGGAAAGGUGCGCACAGGCGCGGGAGCAACGCAGCAGGAGGCUGCAAGAAAGAAUCGAAACAAUACAGAAAAGAUCGGUGCGAUUAGCAAGUGCUGCAGCACUACGUGAGGAAAGACGGCUGAAGGCAGAAUGGCGUCAAAUGUGCCGCUGGUAA